UUGGAGUUGGGGAAAAGUAGGACCCCUCCCCACAAACAUACCAACUCAUUUCUAAGGAUUCGGUUUCUACCAUUUCUGAGAACUGCUUGAGGCCGAGUGAACGUGGUUUUGAAAGAUUGUUUAAACGAAGAAUGGAGGCCAGAGUGAUGCCUGAAGUGCAGAAAAGGCAAGUGUUUUUUCUUUUUGUAUUUCUGGGAAUGUCUUGGGCUGGCACAGAACCGCUUCGGUAUUUUGUGGCAGAGGAAACGGAGAGAGAGACCUUUCUGGCCAACCUAGCAAAUGAUCUGGGGUUGGGGGUGGGGGAACUGUCAGCUCGGGGAUCUAGAGUCAUUUCAGAUGAGAACAUACGAUUUUUACUAUUCAAGCCGCUUACUGGUGAUUUACUUCUAAAUGAGAAAUUAGACCGAGAGGAACUGUGUGGGCCCAGAGAGCCGUGUGUGCUACCUUUCCAGUUGUUACUUGAAAAGCCUUUUCAGAUUUUCCGUGCUGAACUAUGGGUCAGAGACAUCAACGAUCAUUCUCCAGUAUUUCUAGAUAGAGAGACUACCUUGAAAAUAUUAGAAAGUACCACUCCAGGGGCAACAUUUCUCCUAGAAAGUGCACAGGAUUCAGAUGUUGGAAUCAACAACCUGAGAAACUACACCAUCAGCUCCAAUGCCUAUUUCCAUAUUAAUGUCCGUGAUAGUGGGGAGGGGAAUGUUUAUCCUGAAUUGGUCCUGGAUGCAGUGCUGGAUCGUGAAAAGGUUUCUGAGCUCAAUUUAACCCUCACAGCCUUGGACGGCGGGUCUCCGCCCAGAUCCGGGACUGCCCUCAUACGCAUCCUGGUUUUGGACAUAAAUGAUAACAUCCCUGAAUUUGUACAGUCCCUCUACAAGGUGCAGGUGCCUGAAGACAGCCCUGUUGGCUCCCUGGUUGUCGCUGUGUCAGCUAGAGAUUUAGAUACCGGAACUAAUGGAGAAAUAGUCUAUGCAUUUUUUUAUGCCACUGAAGUAAUUCUCAAAACAUUUCGAAUCAAUUCAACAUCUGGCAAGCUUUAUCUUAAAGCCGAAUUGAACUACGAGGCAAUACAAACUUAUACAUUAACUAUUCAGGCCAAAGAUGGCGGAGGGCUUUCUGGAAAAUGUACAGUGGUGGUCCAUGUAACAGAUAUAAAUGAUAAUCCACCGGAACUGCUUAUGUCAUCACUUACCAGCCCAAUUGCAGAAAACUCACCUGAGACAGUAGUAGCUGUUUUUAGGAUUAGAGACAGAGAUUCAGGGAACAAUGCAAAGAUGGUGUGCUCCAUCCAAGACCAUCUCCCCUUCCUCCUGAAGCCUUCAGUACAGAAUUUCUACACCCUGGUAACAGAGAGACCCCUGGACAGAGAGAGCCAGGCCGAGUACAACAUCACCAUCACCGUCACCGACUUGGGGACCCCCAGGCUGAAAACGCAGCACAACAUAACCGUGACGGUCUCCGACGUCAACGACAACGCCCCCGCCUUCAGCCAAACCACCUACACCCUGCGCGUCCGCGAGAACAACAGCCCCGCCCUGCACAUCGGCAGCGUGAGCGCCACGGACAGGGACUCCGGCGCCAACGCCCAGGUCACCUACUCGCUGCUGCCGCCCGCGGACCCGCAGCUGCCCCUGGCCUCCCUGGUGUCCAUCAACGCGGACAACGGGCAGCUGUUCGCGCUCAGGUCCCUGGAUUACGAGGCGCUGCAGGCGUUCGAGUUCGGCGUGCGCGCGGCCGACCGCGGCUCGCCCGCGCUCAGCAGCCAGGCGCGGGUGCGCGUGCUGGUGCUGGACGACAACGACAACGCGCCCUUCGUGCUGUACCCGCCGCAGAACGGCUCUGCGCCCUGCACCGAGCUGGUGCCCAGGGCGGCCGAGGCGGGCUACCUGGUGACCAAGGUGGUGGCGGUGGACGGCGACUCGGGCCAGAACGCCUGGCUGUCGUACCAGCUGCUCAAGGCCACGGAGCCCGGGCUGUUCGGCGUGUGGGCGCACAACGGCGAGGUGCGCACGGCGCGGCUGCUGAGCGAGCGCGACGCCGUCAAGCACAGGCUGGUGGUGCUGGUCAAGGACAAUGGCGAGCCGCCGCGCUCGGCCAGCGUCACGCUGCACGUGCUGCUGGUGGACGGCUUCUCGCAGCCCUACCUGCCACUCCCGGAGGUGGCGGCGGCCGAGGCGCGGGCAGACCCGCUCACCGUCUACUUGGUCGUCGCCUUGGCGUCCGUGUCGUCGCUCUUCCUGUUCUCGGUGCUGGUGUUCGUGGCGGUGCGGCUGUGCAGGCGGAGCCGGGCGGCGUCUGCGGGUCGCUGCUUGGGGCCUGAGGGCCACUUUCCGGGCCACCUGGUGGACGUCAGCGGCGCGGGGACGCUGUCCCAGAGUUACCAGUAUGAGGUGUGUCUUCGGGGAGGCUCGGGGACCAGUGAGUUCAAGUUCCUCAAGCCCAUUAUCCCUAAUCUGCAGUUUCAAAGUACAAGAAGGGAAGUGGAAGAAUAUCCCUCAUUUCAGAAUGAUUUGGGUUUCUGAUAAGGGAUGGAACAUAAAUGUCCAUAUUGUGUCUGUAAAUAUUUUUCUAUUGUGAAAUUCGUCCUGAGUUACCUGUAGAGGAGUGCUUUAAUAUUAUUUAAAGUCAGGGUAAAUUUCUUUACAGAGAAACGGAUCCAGCUUUAGCCCUAGGAAACUUCCACAAAGCAUGUAAUGUAUAUGUGUUAUAUUUUAUCUCAAACAAUUGUGCAUUUUUUGCAGCCUAU
Prionailurus viverrinus (fishing cat) is the source of this 2743-nucleotide messenger RNA. RefSeq names its product protocadherin beta-7-like. Gene Ontology annotation, molecular function: calcium ion binding. Gene Ontology annotation, biological process: homophilic cell-cell adhesion. Gene Ontology annotation, cellular component: plasma membrane. Lineage: Eukaryota; Metazoa; Chordata; Mammalia; Carnivora; Felidae. The transcript has a single exon. The record is from RefSeq and is a predicted model, not a curated record. Bases 132 to 2519 code for a protein of 795 amino acids.